Molecule: messenger RNA, 763 nt
Organism: Nematolebias whitei (Rio pearlfish)
Lineage: Eukaryota; Metazoa; Chordata; Actinopteri; Cyprinodontiformes; Rivulidae
Gene: mif4gdb
Product: MIF4G domain containing b
Exons: 6
Coding region: 93-758 (221 amino acids)
Biological process (GO): regulation of translational initiation
Cellular component (GO): cytosol
Molecular function (GO): protein binding; RNA binding; translation activator activity
Source: RefSeq, a predicted model, not a curated record
GAAAGGUUGGACGCUGCUUGCUUGUGGUGGUAUGGUCGACUCAGAUGCGUUACUUACGUUAAAAAGGUGUAAAUUAUCUUCUACCUAAAAUAAUGGAAAACUCCAGUGACGACUACAGAAUCCAGUCAUUUGACCCGGACUCACAGAUAUUACUGAAAACUGCCUUGAAAGACCCUAGUUCCGUGAACCUGGAGGUCGUGUCCAACAUCAUUGUGGAUCAGUCCUUAAAGGAUGCUGCGUUCUGCAAAGAGUCUGGACGGAUUUGUUACACGAUUGUGCAGGCUGAGGCCAACCAAAACGGUGGAAAUGUUUUCAGAAAGCACCUGUUGAACCGACUGCAGCAGGAGUUUAACCCGCGUGAAGAGACGAGGACGCGCUCGCUGCAGGAGUGGGUGUGCUUCGUCACCUUCAUCUGUAACAUCUUCGACUACCUCAAGGUGAACAACAUGCCGAUGGUGGCGCUGGUCCAUCCCGUGUACGACUGUCUCAUGAGGCUGGCCCAACCAGACGCUUUAAUGAACGAGGAAGAGGUGGACUGCCUGGUGCUGCAGCUGCAUCGUAUUGGAGAGCAGCUGGAGAAGGCGAACAGCCAGCGGAUGGACGAGCUGUUCUUCCUGCUGCGGGACGGUUUCCUCCUACAGGACGGCCUCGCCUCCAUGGCCCGUCUGUUGCUGCUGGAGAUCUUAGAGUUUCGAGCCGGAGGCUGGGUGCUCAGCAACACAGCCCACAAGUAUUACUACAGUGAAAUCGCUGACUGAGCCAG